CCCAAAUCCCAAACCCCCAAAAUCCAAAAACACACCUCCGAAAUUACAUAAAGAUCGAAGCUUUCAUUCUCACACGCAGUCAGUGAGAAGGAGAGGCAGUGAAGUGAAAACCCGCAUGGAUUCAGAUCAGGGGAAGCUUUUUAUUGGUGGGAUUUCAUGGGAGACCUCGGAGGAUAAGCUUAAAGAGUACUUCAGCAACUACGGCGACGUUUUGCAGACGGUGGUUAUGAGGGACAAGGUCUCCGGCCGCCCCAGGGGUUUUGGGUUUGUGGUUUUUGUAGAUCCUGCUGUUCUCGAUAGGGUUCUUCAGGAUAAGCACACCAUCGAUGGUAGAACGGUUGAGGCUAAGAGGGCCCUAUCAAGAGAGGAGCAGCAAACUUCUGGAAGAGUUGGAAAUGCUAAUCCUACUAGAAGUGCUGGAAGUGGGGGAAAUGUUAGGACCAAGAAGAUAUUUGUUGGAGGGUUGCCCCCCACUCUUAGUGAGGAAGGAUUCCGUGAGUAUUUUGAAUCUUAUGGCCAUGUAACUGAUGUAGUAGUAAUGUAUGACCAAAGUACUGGACGUCCUCGUGGUUUUGGGUUUAUUUCAUUUGACACUGAAGAAGCUGUUGAUAGGGUUUUGCACAAGACAUUUCAUGAUCUAAAUGGUAAGCAAGUGGAAGUUAAGCGGGCUCUUCCCAAAGAUGCCAACCCUGGUGGGGGUAGCCGUAGCAUGGGCGGCGGUCAAGGUGGUGGCGGUGCUGGUGGUGGUGGUUAUCAAGGCUAUGGGGUAUCUACUGGCAACCCAAAUUCAUAUGAUGUCCGAAUGGACUCCAAUAGGUACAUGCAAUCCCAGAGUGGAGGUGGGUUUCCACCUUAUGGUUCUUCUGGGUAUAGUGCACCCAGUUACGGGUAUGGUCCUACCAGUAAUGGAAUUGGCUAUGGCAGUUACGGAAGUUAUGGAGGUACCAAUACUGGUUAUGGAGGGCCAGCAGCUGCUGCAUAUGGAAACCCUAAUGCCCCAAAUGCCGGUUAUGCUAGUGGUCCGCCAGGUGCCCCUAGAAGUGCGUGGAGCUCUCAAGCUCCCUCUGGAUAUGGUGCUAUGGGUUAUGGGAAUACUGCUCCUUGGGGUGUUUCAAGCGGCAGUGCAGGUACAGGCAGUGGUGGCCCCGGUUCUGCACCUGCUGGUCAAUCACCUAGUGCAGCGGCUGGGUAUGGAACUCAAGGUUAUGGUUGUGGGUACAGUGGAACGGAUGCGUCCUAUGCAAAUCCGUCUGGAUAUGGAGCUGUUGGAGGACGUUCGGGGAGUGUCCCAAAUAACAAUGUUGGUGCUCCAGGUGGGGAGCAAGGUAGUACUGGUGGCUACGGUGGAAGUGGCUAUGGCGAUUCAAAUGGAAAUGCAGGUUAUGGAAAUGCUGGUUGGAGAUCUGAUCCAUCACAAGCUUCUGGAAAUUAUGGUGGUCAGGCAAAUGGUGGACAAGUUGGUUAUGGUGGUGGGUAUGGAAGUGCUCAGGCACGACAAUCCCAGCAGCAGUAAUUUUGAUGGUUGACUGUUUCAAUUGAAAUUGCAUCCUAUUUUAUGGAUCUGUAUCUCUUUAUGCAUGAGCUAGUAAUGGUUUCUCUUGACGAGCGGCAGUAGCAAGAACAGCUCAAGUUGGAUGACAAUGCUUUGGGACUGGUUGGAUUGCUUAAGUUCUAGUAGUUUGCAGUUUCUAUUUUGGUAGCCUAUAAUAAAUAGUAUUUUAGUGCGCACUAGAUGCUCCUAUUUAAUUUUUGCUUCUGAGUGGUGUUAAAUUUGGCGUGCUUAUAAUUGUCUACAAGCUGCUAGUGGCAUUUACCUUUUUGGCCGUAGUGUUAAAGCUAAAGUAUUCUGUUGUUUGAAA
Molecule: messenger RNA, 1859 nt
Organism: Pyrus x bretschneideri (Chinese white pear)
Lineage: Eukaryota; Viridiplantae; Streptophyta; Magnoliopsida; Rosales; Rosaceae
Product: heterogeneous nuclear ribonucleoprotein 1
Molecular function (GO): RNA binding
Source: RefSeq, a predicted model, not a curated record